Messenger RNA from Meloidogyne enterolobii, 1194 nucleotides. Lineage: Eukaryota; Metazoa; Nematoda; Chromadorea; Rhabditida; Meloidogynidae. The record is from the annotation of a GenBank genome assembly.
UGAAAAUAUUUUUGAAAUUUUAAAAAUAUUUUUGGGGAAGGCUUUGGGUUUGAUAAAUUUUUCUUUUAUUUUUACCAAAAAAUUUAUUUUAGUUAAAUGUCAAGCUCACCUUCUAGAAGCGAACAUUUUAGUUUAAAUACUUCCCAAUUAACAGAAAGUAAUGAGGAUGAUAAUAAUAGAGAUGUUUUGGAAAGGACGGAGGAUGAUGAAGAUGACAGCUUUCAUCCAGAAUUGGAAGACGAUGAAUUAAGUACAGAUGCAAGGACGUUAAUUGAGUUUUCUCAGCAAAUUGCUUCUGCUUCCGAAGCAGGCUGUUCAACUCAAGCAGUUUCUGAAGAACUUGUUGACCUUCAACGUCUUCGUCGUACGCAAAAAAUAUUCAAAGAAUUGCAGUUUAAUAACCCUGGAAGACAGCUUGUGGAAUCUCUGUCAACUGAUGGAUUGACAGAAUAUGCAACUAAUAGGCCUAAACGGAACAAAAACAGGAAUAGAACGACUAAUGAAGAUUUAAAUUCGUCUCUUAACAACUUACUAAAAACGAGCGAAAAAUAUUUUCACCAAGGGUUUUGCUAUAGAAAAAAUAAAGGAAGCUCCGAUGGACAGAUUAUAUUUUGGGUGUGUGUUGACAGACGUAAUGAUUGUAAAGGCAGGGUUUGGACAACAUCUUGCGAAAGUAGAAAGUUCAUUCGUCUAGUUACAGAGCAUAGCUGCACGCUAGGUAGUAACUUAUUUUAGAGUGAAUUUGAUUUUUAGCCUUGCGCCAAAGUGGCGCUGUACCUUUAAAUAUUCCAAAAAUUAAAACUGUCCCUAGCCCAGUCUACCUUAUAUUUAUUAGAAUAACUGAAUUCAUGAAAGUCUGAGCUAGACAAUUUUGACAUAAUUCGACUUUCCUUGACAUUUUUACUUUUAGUCAACUCCCAUUUAGUUCCAUUAAUUUACAAUUUAGAAAAUUUUAUUUAGAAUCAUCAAGGAAUACCAACAAAUCAAGCAAUUAUACAGGCAAACUCUUCCACAAUCAAAAAGGCCAUUUAACUACAAGUCGGGGAGCUGUUGAUCUUUGCGAUUGUCUCGAUUUGGAAUGUUCUGGUUGUAAUUACCCUUGUAAGAAAUGUGGUUCGCAAAAAUGCAGUUAUUCUUGCCGAAACAAUCGACGCACUUAUAUUGAAAGUAUUGAUGAAUUGGGAUCUGGUAGCA